Molecule: messenger RNA, 2243 nt
Organism: Chondrus crispus (carragheen)
Lineage: Eukaryota; Rhodophyta; Florideophyceae; Gigartinales; Gigartinaceae
Exons: 2
Coding region: 1-2109 (702 amino acids)
Source: RefSeq, a predicted model, not a curated record
AUGCACAGUCACUGCUGUGCAGCGACGAAAGUCCCAGGGCGCUCCCACUCUGCGCUCAUACCCUAUGAUGUCAACAGCACACUGCAGUCUAACAACGGUACCCCACCACCGCACCCGCCCAACCCCUUGCUCCUCGCGCUUGUCAUUCCAUUCCAUGAGCCCGCGCCUAUCGAUGCAGUCUACGAAGCCUUCUGCGGCUCUCAAGGCCACGACCUGAUCAUGGAGUCCGACCCGCCACUGCACCGUCGUCGAAAGCCGACUAAGCGUCGAGGUCGCACGAGGCUUUCUUCUCUCCCUUCCUCGCCGCCCCCGUCAUCCUCCGCCCCGAACCCGGCAUCGUCUGAUUCUAGACCCGAUCGAAAACCCCCGGCCAGCCUCAGCAUACGCGCAGCGACACCCGCGAGGAAGCGAAAAGGUCUGCGUGCCCCGCCGACGAUUCCGGGGUAUGAGACUGCCCCAGUGUCCACCUCGCCAGAGAAGCAGAGAUACACGCCAGAGACUAUCGCUGAGCUGAAAAGGAAGGGCAACAAUUUACCUCCACCUGUAAGUGACGUUGCCGCGGAUGAGCAGUUCGUGCCAAAUGUCGAGGGGAAGGGUGGAUCUAAAACCACCAGUUUGGAGGACGCGGAGCUUGCGUUAAGAGAGGCAAAACUGGGAGAGAAUUCGGCCAAGUUUAAAGAAGACCCUGCCGGAAAAGGUGCGAGUGAUCUCGUCGGUGCGCAAUUGCGGCCGGAUCCGUUUUCUGCAGAGUGGCGGGACGCGACGAUAGGCCGAGCGAAUGUCGUCGCUGAAGAUGAUGUCGUAGUCGUUGACGACUUUACUGGCGUGACCGAUGCGGAGUACAUUCCGCUCGAGGGAGAUGCAGUCAUGAAAGACGCCGACGCGACAGGGGAUGCGGAGGAGGAAGGAAGCGAUGGAGAAUGGGAGCUCGAGCAGCUUCGACGAGCCGGACAUGGUGUGCAACGAGACGCCGACGCGAUUGCGCAGGAGAAGGCGCGGCAGAUCGUGCGCGAGGCGGACGAGCGCCGACGUCGCGGGGGGGGAUUCUCGGCAUGUCUGCGCGCGGCGCGCGAGGCGACGUUGGAAUGGGUGGCGAGGCAGGAGUUGGCGGAGGGGAAAAUGCGCCAGAUGGAGCAGGCUGAGCGAAGUGGCUCCGCCGUUGCCGUGGAGAUUGAUGGCGAGAUUGCGGGUGCGAAGAGACGGCUCGCGUUCUACGGCGCGCUUUCGGCGCAUGUCGAUGACGUGGUGGAUAUGCUCAAGGAGAAAGAGGCGGACAUUGUCGCAGCGCGCGGGAGGUUUCUGGAGAGGCUGGCCGUGGAAGCGGAGGCGGUGAAGACGUGCUUGCACGGGGGGACAGACGAGUUUGGCAGGUCGCGGUUGCCGAGUCUGGAGGUUCCGGAGGCGGAGGCGGAGGCGGAGGCGGGGGAGGACGUGUUGGAAGAUGUGAUGAGCGAUGUGAGGUCGAUUGAAUCUUUGAUUGUUUGGUUUAGGAAGUGGAGAACGCAGUACCCGAAGGAAUAUGAAGAUGCGUUUGGAGACGCUGGGUUAGGGAAGCUGGCUGGACGGAUAGCUUUAGCGACGCAGAGCGAGGACUUGGAAUGGGUGAAAGCUCUAAGGGGGAUGGCGAGGGCGGAGGCACUUCGGGCAUCGAAGGCUGUGGAAACCGUUGCCGCCGGCAUCCGAGCGAGAUGGAAGCCCCGUGACGAAGAAUCAGGGAGAAGGUAUGCGGGAAGUGGCAGAGAAGUCGUGGAAGCGUAUGGAGAAGAAGGGAAGCGCGCGAUAACUGACGCAUUUCGGGAACGAAUGGGAUGGGAGUCGGAGUGCUGUCGCAAGGUGGGGAGCGCGACAGACAUGUGGAAAUGCGUGGAGGAGUCAGUGCGGGUGAUCAGUACGUUGAAGUUGGAUUUUGGGAUGGUGCAUCUUUUGAGGGCCGUGGAAGAGGAGGGGUGGGACACAGAUUUGUGGGAUGGGUGCAUGAAGGAAGCGGUACGAUCGAUCGCAGAAGACGAGGCGGGUGUGGUCAGUGAAGGAGGGAUUGCUCUUGCCAAGAAACUUCUUGCGGACGUUUCGCCUGAGGUGAGAAAAGCAACUUCAGAGACCCUUCCGUAAUAGUAUUACAUAUUAUGUGUUCAGUACUGUACUGCUACAGUAGUUGGCGAUCAAUGAUCUGGUCUCCCUUGUCCACAUGUCACUGUUAUGAUCGGUGAUCUUGUCCUAAGAAUAUUGAAUCAAUAUUAUGGAUC